AUGAAGGCUUUAAUCUUGGUGGGAGGCUUCGGCACUCGUCUCAGGCCACUCACACUCUCCGUUCCCAAACCUCUCGUCGAGUUCGCCAACGAGCCCAUCCUCGCCCACCAACUCCGCGCCCUCGCCAGCGCCGGAGUCACAGACGUUGUCCUCGCGGUCAACUACCGACCAGAUGUGAUGACCACCGCCCUCAAGAAGUACGAGGAAGAACUCGGAAUCAAAACACACAUCAGCAUAGAGUCCGAGCCCCUAGGCACCGCCGGCCCGCUCAAGCUCGCCGAGAAAGUCCUCGGCAAGGACGACAGCCCCUUCUUCGUCCUCAACGCCGACGUGACCUGCGAGUACCCCUUCAAAGAGCUGGCCGACUUCCACAAGAAGCAUGGAGACGAGGGCACUAUCGUCGUCACCAAGGUCGAAGAGCCCUCGAAAUACGGUGUCGUCGUGCACGCCGCCAACCACGCCUCGAGAAUCGACCGCUUCGUCGAGAAGCCCGUCGAGUACGUAGGCAAUCGCAUCAAUGCCGGUAUCUACAUUCUCAAUCCCUCAGUGCUGUCUCGCAUCGAGCUGAGACCAACAUCUAUCGAGCAAGAGACCUUCCCUGCGAUCGUUAAGGACGGCCAGCUGCACUCGUUCGACCUCGAGGGCUUCUGGAUGGAUAUUGGCCAGCCCAAGGACUUCCUCUCUGGCACGUGCCUGUACCUCUCCUCGCUUGCAAAGCGCAAGCCCAAGGCUCUCGUUCCCAACAGCGAGUCCUACGUGUACGGCGGUAACGUCAUGGUUCACGAGUCGGCGAAGAUUGGCAAGAACUGUCGCAUUGGACCCAAUGUGGUCAUUGGCCCUGGCUGUGUGGUCGGUGAUGGUGUACGCCUGCAACGGUGUGUGCUUCUCGAGGACAGCAAGGUCAAGGACCAUGCCUGGAUCAAGAGCACGAUUGUCGGCUGGAGGUCAACGGUCGGUCGUUGGGCACGGUUGGAGAACGUGACCGUGCUGGGCGACGAUGUGACCAUUGGAGAUGAGAUCUAUGUCAACGGUGGUAGCGUGCUACCACACAAGUCUAUCAAGGCUAACGUUGAGGUGCCCUCAAUCAUCAUGUAA
Cyphellophora attinorum is the source of this 1095-nucleotide messenger RNA. RefSeq names its product Mannose-1-phosphate guanyltransferase. Gene Ontology annotation, cellular component: cytoplasm. The coding region runs from base 1 to 1095 and encodes 364 amino acids. The record is from RefSeq and is a predicted model, not a curated record. The transcript is spliced from 2 exons. Gene Ontology annotation, biological process: GDP-mannose biosynthetic process; cell wall mannoprotein biosynthetic process. Gene Ontology annotation, molecular function: GTP binding; mannose-1-phosphate guanylyltransferase (GTP) activity. Lineage: Eukaryota; Fungi; Ascomycota; Eurotiomycetes; Chaetothyriales; Cyphellophoraceae.